Molecule: messenger RNA, 1713 nt
Organism: Fonsecaea multimorphosa CBS 102226
Lineage: Eukaryota; Fungi; Ascomycota; Eurotiomycetes; Chaetothyriales; Herpotrichiellaceae
Exons: 3
Coding region: 1-1713 (570 amino acids)
Biological process (GO): secondary metabolic process
Molecular function (GO): CoA-ligase activity
Source: RefSeq, a predicted model, not a curated record
AUGGCGCCCCGCAAGACCAUCUAUCUGCCCUCCAAGGACUAUGAGCUGCCGGACAUCGAUAUACUAACAUUGAUAUACGAGUCACCCGAGUCAUGGAGCACCGAGUCCACGAUUCUCCACGCCGAAGCCGCUGUGCCCUCCAACUGCGUCACCAAGGCCCAAGCGAGAGCUUACACCAAGCGCCUCGCCCACGUCUUCCGCCACGACUUUGGCAUCGGCGCAAGUGGUCCCGGGAAAGAUGUCGUGGUUUGCAUCUCCUCGGGCCAAAUUCUGCUCUCAAACGUCUUUUACGGGGUCAUCGCCGCGGGGGGAGUGUUCAGCGCGGCAAGUUCCGCGUUUACGUCGCUCGAGUUGGCGCGGCAGGUCAAGCAGGGGAAGAGUAAUCUGAUUAUUGCCAGCCCGGACUGUGUCGAGGUCGCCAUACGAGCGGCGAAGGAGUGCAAUGUACCGCUGGACAGGGUACUGGUGCUGGAGUCGAUGGGUGGGAAGAGAGUGUUACAAGACGUGGAGCGGAAGGGCAGAAAUUUCAUCCAGGAAGGAUGGAGGAAAGAGGAUGAGCUGGAAUGGGAAAGGAUCACGGACAAGAAAGUGUUGGAGGAGAGGGUGGUCUGUCUGCUGUACAGCAGCGGGACGACGGGUGUUCCGAAAGGCGUCAACAUCUCCCACACCAACCUCGUCUCCGAAGGUCUCAUCCCCCAGUACAUGAUCCGGGAAUACUUCGCCCGCCAGCGCCGGCUCAACCCUUCGUUCAACUUCGAAUAUCGAACCCUGGCCCACCUGCCCGCCGCGCACAUCGCCGGCUGCCAGGGCUACUACGUCAACCCGUCGGUCGCCGGCGGUCCCGUCUACUGGAUGCCGAAGUUCGAUUUCCCCAAAUUUCUCGAAUACAACAAAAAGUUCCGCAUCACGCAUUUCUUCACCGUGCCGCCCAUCUACCUGCUCAUCGCCAAGAGUCCGCAGGUGACGGACCAGUUUGCGACGCUGGUGCACGCGGUUGGCGGCGCCGCGCCCAUGGGCGCAGAGCUGCAGGCCAUGGCGGAGAAGAAGCUGGGCUGCUCGAUCAGCCAGACCUGGGGCCUGAGCGAGACGACGGGCUCCGUGACGGGCAUGCCGUGGGACCAGGACGACAAGACGGGCUCGGUCAGCCCGCUUCUGGCGAAUGUGAGGAUGAGGAUCGUGGAUGACGACGAAAAUGACGUGGAAGAGGGGUUGGAGGGCGAGUUCAUUAUGCAAGGACCCAUGGUUACCAAGGGGUAUUGGGACAACGAGGCGGCGACGAGAGACAGUUUCACAAAGGAUGGCGUGUGGUUCAAGACCGGAGACAUUGGCCUGUGUAGAAACGGCAUGUUCUACGUGGUGGAUCGGAAGAAGGAACUUAUCAAAUACAAGGGCCUCCAAAUCGCCCCCGCCGAGCUCGAGGCCCUCCUUCUCUCGCAUCCUCUGAUCCAAGACGCCGCCGUCAUCGGCAUCCCCGAACCCAAAGGAUUCGGCAACGAAAUCCCGCGCGCCUACGUGGUCGCCGAUCGGUCCAAGAUCUCGGAACAGGAGAUCAAGGAUUUCGUCAAGCGGAACCUGGCCCAGCACAAGCAGCUUCGCGGCGGCGUGGUUUAUCUCGAGGCGAUCCCCAAGAGCCCCAGCGGCAAGAUCCUCAGGAGGGAACUGAGGGAGGUAGCCAAGCGAGAGGCGAGGGUGGGCGAGCAGGCGAAGAUCUGA